AUGGAGGAUGCUCAAGCACAACUACUUGUAAACAUUCAAAACGAUAUUGCCAGCGGUACGUUCAAUGACAUCCAAAUUAUAUGUAAGGACGGAAAAACAACCGGAAGCCGCAUCGUACUGGCAGGAAUGUCAUCAUAUUUCCGGGCUAUGUUGACUUCCGAUAUGACAGAGAGUCAGACGGGCGUCUUGAACCUUCCCACGGUGUCGUUGUCGGUGUUGCAAGACGUCAUCAAAAUGUAUUUGUGUGGAAUUAACCUAGUGAAUGAAAACAACUGUGUGGAGGUAUUAGAUGUUGCAGAGAUGAUGCAACUUCAAUACAUCAAAAAACUCUGUAACAUCUACCUGAGGGAAGGUCUGGUAUUAACUGUAGAAAACUGUUUAAAUUGGUGGAGAAUUUUCAAAUUGUACCAUUUUCUUAAUUUGUCCAACCGAGCAUUUUGCUAUUUGGCUGAAACGUUUGUUGAUUUUGUUCAAACAGAAAAUGUAGUUCAGCUGUCAAAGGAAGAAUUUCUGCAAAUCAUUUCAAGAGAUGAUUUAAAAUGUAAAGAAAACAUCAUACUGAAAGGUGCCAUGAAGUGGAUUGUGCAUAAUAAUCCGGAUCACGAUGACGUCAAAACUAUUUUUGAAAAGAUUCGUCUAGAUAUUGUUGACUCACAGUUUCUGAUUAAUGAAGUGAUAUUUUCAGAUAUUGUUUGUAAAAACAAAUCUGUUCAGGAAAUGAUACAAAAAUCACUAAAUUUACUUAAUCAACGCACAGCCUACUCAAGGUUCAGUUCUCAAAGACAUGAUGUGUUUGUUCUCCAUCAAAACAACAAGUCACUUCUGUCUUGCUUCACGUCAGAUGGCAAGUGGGAAGACGUCCCACCAGCCCCAGUAGAUCCUGGAGACUUUUAUUCUGCAGCAAGUGCGGAUGGCAAGAUUUAUAUCACUGGUGGUAGUAUCAAGAAGAAAUGUACAUUACUUUAUGACACCAUUACUAGAAUGUGGGCAGUUGGUCCAGACCUCACACACGAACGUUACUACCACUGUAUGGCCACAGCUAACUCUAAAGUGUACUCGAUAGGUGGCAGAUAUUAUAACACAAUAGAAGUAAUGAACGAGUGUGAGAGGGACUGGCAGGUUGUUGGAGAUUUGGGGUUUAGACGAGACCACACUUUCCCUGUUACAAUUGGUCAGAACAUUCUCGUCAUGGGAGGAAGGGCAGGCUCAACCGGGACAGAUGUUAUCCAGUGUUUCAACACCACAACUCAGGCGGUCAGUCAGCUGAACACAAAGUUACCUUGUAGCUCUAAGUCAUUAAGAGGCUUUGUUCACCUCCCAGAUAUUUAUCUGUUAGACUACGACGGCCACGUGGUGCACCUCCAGGUCACCAACACAGAUGCAGAAAUCCAGAUUGAGAUUAAAUCCACAGCGGAAUGGAAAUCUCUUUCUUAUUGUUUUGGUGUAACACACCGAGAUGGAAGCUUGCUGUGUUUUACAAAAGACGGAAUUAGCAACUUUAACCUCGCUGAAGGUAAACAAGAACAGAAUACAUUCCCCAAGCCACUUAAAGCUGGUGUGGUAUACAACGCAUUUACAAUGUGA
Messenger RNA from Gigantopelta aegis, 1584 nucleotides. Its product is annotated as kelch-like protein 5. Gene Ontology annotation, molecular function: protein binding. The record is from RefSeq and is a predicted model, not a curated record. The transcript has a single exon. Lineage: Eukaryota; Metazoa; Mollusca; Gastropoda; Neomphalida; Peltospiridae. The coding region runs from base 1 to 1584 and encodes 527 amino acids.